AUGUCCUUCAACUCGCUGAACACGUCUUCGCACCAGCAGCAGUCGCUGGCCAUCAAACGUGAACCCUUCGACUCCUCUGGCAGUGUGGCCAUCAAGUUGGAGUCACUUGAGCAAUCACCCAGCAAGCACUCCUACCCGGCAAUGCAUCAUCUAGGCGGCAACGGCAACUACUGCAGUAGUCCUAACGAUUUGCUCAAGUGCAAGAAGCGCGUCACUAACUUCGCCAAAAUGAACUACAGCCCGUCGCCGCACACGCCGCACCAGCCCUCGGUGGCACGUCGCAAUGAACGGGAACGAAAUCGCGUCAAGAUGGUCAACAAUGGUUUUGCCACGCUCAGACAGCACGUGCCAAAUGGUGCCAAGAACAAGAAGAUGAGCAAAGUGGAGACACUUCGAUCGGCCGUUGAGUACAUUCGACAACUGCAAAAGCUGCUCGGACCUGGCAGCAGUGAGCACAGUUUCUCCCUCGAACAAUUCAGCAAUUCCGAAGCUGCUAACAGCAACUCCGGCGAUGAAAACUGCUACCCCAGUCCAAUGAGCGCCCACCACAUGGAGCACUCCUCUCCCCUUGAGUCCUCUGCUGCCGACCACCACCAAAUGGAACAUCAAAUGAACUACAGCAGCGCCGUUUCCAACCUCUACUCCUCAAUGGCCGAGUCGAUGUACGGUCUGCAGUCACCAACGUCCAGUGAAAACAUGUCCACUGGGAAGCUCAACAACACCUACAGUUUGACAUCACCUUCAGAACGCAUCUCGCCAACCCCUUCAGUGGCCAGCUCUGACAUGACUUCUUCUUCGUCGCCCUACGACAAUCACCCAUUAAUGGAGACCAACAUCGUCAGCAGACAGCAGACAGUUGCUGUAGCACAUGAAGACGAGCUCUUUGACUUUUCCAGUUGGUUCUAA
Molecule: messenger RNA, 906 nt
Organism: Rhagoletis zephyria (snowberry fruit fly)
Lineage: Eukaryota; Metazoa; Arthropoda; Insecta; Diptera; Tephritidae
Source: RefSeq, a predicted model, not a curated record